GUUGUUGUCUUUUAUUGGCUUGAUGACACCAGGAUGGUAUUUUGAGCUUUGAUGACUAGCUGGAUGAUUUCAAGGGCAACAUGGAUCUCCAGUGGAAAACACUAACCCUUAUUCGUUUCUGGAAAAAAAAAAUGCUGCUGGUAGUUUUAGAGGAUGCAUUGGUUGACCUAAAGCUCCUUGGUUCAAGCAGGGACAAAUGGGAAGACAAGACUUUGACGUCUCCUUUUCUGGAAGCUGAAUUGGAAGAUGGAAAUAUCAGAAAAGGUGAAGAUGAAACAGCUAAUGGACCCAUCUCCAGGAACUCCCACAGAACCAGUGUUGGACAUCCAACUUAUUCAGGUAUGACUCUAAAACCACAGAGAAGGGUUUCAGGAGGGGAAUCGAAGAGUGCUGCAGUAAACAGAAAAGUAGCAUGGACUUUGUUCUUGGAAGAGACUAAAACCCAGAAAGAAAAAAAAAAAAUGAUGUCAAGAGAGUGUAGACAUGAGAGUGGACUUCAAAGUCCUCUUUAGAGCAUUUUAGAUUGGGUUUGUUAUGACACAGACAGGAAGACAGGAAAGCGCAUAAGG
Messenger RNA from Vitis riparia (riverbank grape), 569 nucleotides. RefSeq lists its product as uncharacterized. The transcript is spliced from 2 exons. The record is from RefSeq and is a predicted model, not a curated record. NCBI's taxonomy places the organism in Eukaryota, Viridiplantae, Streptophyta, Magnoliopsida, Vitales, Vitaceae. The coding region runs from base 81 to 512 and encodes 143 amino acids.